GAGCGAACAUGGCUGCGCCCACAGGACCGAGAGGAUCAUCAGCCUCCAACCCGCCCGGGUUUGAAGGUUUUCCGUUUGCGGUCGGUGGCAGACCACCGGAAGACAGGUCCGGUAAAGACCAGGAGCAGACCGGGGAGGUGAAAAAGAAGCCAUGCAGGGCUUGUACGGACUUUAAAUCGUGGAUGAAGCUCCAGAAGAAACAGGCGACAGCUGCUGCACAGCAGUUACACUCUGCAGAGUCAGAGCCAAGAGAAGACCCACAAUGUCCACUGGACAGGGAAGAGCUGGGACGUAGCACCUGGUCCUUCCUACACACCAUGGCAGCGUAUUACCCCGACCAUCCAUCUUCACCCCAGCAGCAAGAGAUGGGACAGUUCAUCAACCUCUUCUCUAAGUUCUUCCCCUGUGAUGAAUGUGCAGAAGACCUCAGAGGAAGAUUAAAAACCAAUCAGCCGGACACCAGCAGUCGCCAUGCUCUCUCUCAGUGGCUCUGUCGACUCCAUAAUGACAUCAAUGUCCGGCUGGGGAAGACUGAGUUUGACUGCUCCCGUGUGGAUGAGAGAUGGAGAGACGGAUGGAAAGAUGGUUCCUGCCGACUGAAGGAUUGUGUGGAGAAAUUCUGCUGAGAGAUGAGAAAGACCUGGGAGGAGAAAUUCUCCCUGUCAGUAUAAAACUUUGGUGGAAAGUGGAGCACACAUCUUUGUUGUGGAGAGACUAUGUGUGAUGAGAGAUGUGUGGUAAAUGUCAAACAGCUUUGUCUUCUAUUGUAGUUAGUUAAUGUAACUGACCUGGUAAUAAAACUUAAAGAAACAAAACAAAUAA
Molecule: messenger RNA, 822 nt
Organism: Lates calcarifer (barramundi perch)
Lineage: Eukaryota; Metazoa; Chordata; Actinopteri; Centropomidae
Product: FAD-linked sulfhydryl oxidase ALR-like
Exons: 4
Coding region: 9-626 (205 amino acids)
Biological process (GO): liver development
Cellular component (GO): mitochondrion
Molecular function (GO): flavin-dependent sulfhydryl oxidase activity; flavin adenine dinucleotide binding
Source: RefSeq, a predicted model, not a curated record